AUGGCUUUGAACAUGACUAAUUUUACUUGUGGGUUUGGGCUUAGUCCCAUGAGUGGUACCUAUAAGAUAGUUUGGUUGCGAGGUCGUUAUGGACUGGAACCGGAGGCAUUGGUUUUGACUGUUGGCUCUGGGACUUGGAGAAGCACUGGGAAAUGUAGGUUGCCUCUCGGUAACUGUACGCUCAAUGGAGAGGAUGAGUUUUGGGUGAUGAAGGAGUACGGGGUUAAGGAGUCUUGGAGCCUAGAGUUUAAUAUUGUAGACAUCGUAUACUCCUCUUACGUGUUGAAGUUUGGGGAUGGGCAGCUCGUAUUGCUUCAUGGUGAUAAAUUGGUGGCUUAUGCUCGUGGUUCCAAGGGUUUUGUGGAUGUUGAGUUUGAUGGGAUGCAAUACUUGAGAGAUGCAUGUGUCCACAUUCCAAGCUUUGCUUCACCUAAAAACAUAUUAUCAGGGGGUAGACCUCGAGCUCCAGAUCGAGAGUACUAA
This is a messenger RNA of Prunus armeniaca (apricot), 483 nucleotides long. NCBI's taxonomy places the organism in Eukaryota, Viridiplantae, Streptophyta, Magnoliopsida, Rosales, Rosaceae. The record is from the annotation of a GenBank genome assembly.